UGUGAGAUAUACACAAGGGAUGAAUACACUGAGACACAUCAUUACAAAUUACUCAAAUCGGUUUUACUCAUCCCAAAGGAAGCAUACAGAGAGACACGUUACAAGUUCAAGCUUCGCUCAGCCUAUCACAUGCCAGUCAAGCCUAAUUAGAUUUGUUUACGAAUAAAGUCAUAUUUCAUUGAUCUGGGGAAGUUGGAACAAAUAUGGAGAAAGAAAAUCCCGAUAAUCAAGUCCUAGCACUGAACCAAUUAGGCAAAGGACACGGAAGGCGGCCGAGCUUUGGCAGAAGUGGCUACCGGUACAGACCAGCGCAGCCCAUUGCACCAGUGGAGAACAUUAAGGAGAUCCAGCAAAAACUAAAAGAAGAGAAGGAGGCAAAACGGGCACAGCUGGAUGGCAGACAUGAAUAUGUUUUGGGAAUUGUGGCGGCCUGUUUGGAUUUGGAAAAAUCGGAGGUGGAAGAUUCAAUUCUGGAGGGUAGUCAGAUUGAGCGAAUGGAUCGUUUUUUUGCUGUUGGUGGACUCCGACAUAUCAUGUUUUAUUACCAAGAUGUGGAAGCAGCCGAAGCAGGACAUUUAGGAUCAUUCGGAGCUGUCACUACUACAUUAGUAGCAAGAAACAAAAAACCCAAGGUUUUUGUGACAGAGGGAAAAGAUGUUGCUCUGACUGGAAUUUGCAUAUUCUUCAUUCGCUCUAAUUCUACAAAACCAAUCACUUCAGAGAAUAUCCACAGGGAGGUGAAUUUCAAUAUGAUAGAUACAUCUGGAAAUAACUUGCUGAAAAGCGUGGAGUCUUUGCUGUCGGAUAUAUUUAUUCCUGCUCUGAAGACUAUGGAUAAUGCCUGGGGAGAGCUGGUUGAUCCCCAGGAAGCUGGAAAUGUCAGGCAGGACUUCAUUGGCUCUCUUGAAGGAUUUGUUGAUGUGCUGGCUGGUGCACAACAAAGUUUGAUUGAGAAGGUUAACCUGGAGAAAUGUGAAACGUAUGACUUACGAACACUGAAGGGCCCUGCUGAUUACUUGGCUGUAGCAAACAGCACAGAAGGUCUUGAGAGAAUAGAGAGCUGUAUGAGAGUAUGGAUUAAACAAAUAGAACAGGUUCUGGCAGAGAGCAACCAGUUGCGGAAAGAAGCAGAUGAUCUUGGCCCUAGAGCAGAGCUUGAUCAUUGGAAAAAGCGAUUGUCUAAGUUUAACUACCUGCUGGAUCAACUAAAGUCUCCCGAGGUGAAGGCUGUCCUCGGAGUCCUCUCGGCAGCUAAAUCCAAGCUUCUCAAGACUUGGCGACAAUUAGAUACUCGGAUUACAGACUCUGCAAAUGAAGCAAAGGAUAACGUUAAAUACUUAUACACCUUGGAAAAGUUUUGUGACCCACUUUACAACAGUGACCCAGUGUCUAUGAUGGAUUCUGUUCCGAGACUGAUGAAUGCCAUAGGGAUGAUCCAUAACAUAUCUCGAUACUACAACACCUCUGAAAAGAUUACAUCCCUAUUUGUGAAGGUGACAAACCAGAUGAUAACUGCUUGCAAGUCUUAUAUUACCAACAACAAAACUGCCACAAUCUGGGAUCAGCCUCAGGAUAUAGUUGUUGAAAAACUGAAGUCAGCAAUUAAACUCAAUCAGUGGUAUCAACAUGUAUUUCACAAGACCAAAGAAUCCCUGGAACAAAUUCCUUCUGAAAGACAGUUUGAUUUUAGCGAAGUGUAUAUUUUUGGAAAGUUUGAUACCUUUCAGAAAAGACUUGAGAAAAUCAUCCACAUCUUUGAAACCAUUACAACAUAUUCGUCUUUAAGAGACUCUAAAAUUGAAGGGCUGGAAGUCAUGGCAACAAAAUUUCAGUCCAUUGUCACAACAAUCAAGAAAAAACAAUAUAAUUUUUUGGACCACAGGAAAACAGAAUUUGAUGAGGACUAUUAUGAAUUUGUGAAGCAGACAAAUGACCUUCACAACCAUCUGAAGAUGUUUAUGGAUUCUACUUUUGAAAUGAUUCACAACACUGAAAGGGCUCUCAUUAUGCUGAAGAAGUUUGAAAGGUUGGCAAUACCAGACUUGGGCAUUGUGGAAAAAUAUCAAAAGAUCCUUGAGAACUAUGGACAUGACAUUGAAAUGGUCUCCAGAGUUUACACAAAGCAAAAAAAUGAACCACCACUAGGACGGGAUUUACCACCUGUUGCUGGAAAGAUUCUCUGGGCUCGUCAGCUUUUCCACAGAAUCCAAGGUCCAAUGGAACUUUUUCAGCAGCAUCCAACCGUUCUUCAAACAGAAGAAGCCAAGCGCAUAAUCCGCAACUAUAACAAAGUUGCAAAGGUUCUUUUAGAAUAUGAGGUUGUUUUCCAUAGAGGAUGGCUAAAACAGAUGGAAGUUGCCAAAUCUGGUCUUCAAGCAUCUUUACUUGUUAAGGCUCCAGAAACAGGAGAAUUAUUUGUGAAUUUUGACCCUAUGAUAUUAACGUUGAUCCGAGAAACUGAGUGCAUGGAUCAAAUGGGCCUUGAAAUACCACCAUUUGCAGUGGCUCUCCAGCAGAAACGAGAUCUGUACAAGAGGAAUUUUAAUAAAUUACAGAUGAUGCUGAUGGAAGACAAGAGGAUUAGGUCAAAGGUAUAUCUUCCACUUGAUCAACUAAUGGCGCCUCAUAUAGCAAAAGUGGAUGAUGCAAUUCAGCCUGGUCUGACAUCUUUAAACUGGACAUCUCUGAAUAUUGAUAAAUAUUUGAACAACAUUACUGAGAAACACGCUGAAGUUGAGCUAUUGCUUGACAGAGUUAAUGACUUGGUAGAAUUCAGAAUAGAUGCAGUACUGCAAGAAAUGAGUUCAACUACUCUCUGUAAGCUUCCUGAAGACGAACCAUUAAGUUGUGAAGAAUUUCUCCAAAUGACAAAGGAUUUUUGUCAUAAGGGAGCUUUGAAGUUAAAUACCAAAAGUUCCAUGGUUGAAGAAGCAACCAAUGAACUUAUAAAUAUGCUGCUUGAGUUGGAUGUUCAUUCCAUUAAUGAUGGUGCUAAACCAAUGACAGGAAGUAGAAAUGUGGAUGAAGCAAAGGGACCUACGGAUGAUAAAGGUGUUGAGGAAGGAAAAACACAGACAUUGUCAAACACUCACAAUACCAGUCAGGUUACGCUUGGUCCGCCGUCACCACUGACCAAGAAGAAGAAAAAGGAUAUGAUUGAGAUAUUAGAAGAGGAAGCACAUGAACUUUUGUCUCAUUUUAAUCAUCGCAAUCUUGACGCUUUGUUGAAAGUCACUCGAAACACGUUGGAGACCAUUCGGAAAAGAAUUCAGAUGUCUUCAAUGAUCAGUUUCUUGGACGGUAACAAUGUAUCAAAGCAGAAAAUAAGUGGACAGCCGAUCUUCAGAACCAAUAUUACUUUGACAAUCCCUAACAUAAGCAUGGUUCCAGCAUUAGAUGAAGUACAGCAAACCCUUAACAAGGCAGUGGAGACCAUUGUCAGUGUAACAAGAGGAGUUGCACAAUGGAGCAAAGAGAGGAUGUCAAAGAAGAAAAUUCUUGAAAGGAAAAUAGCAGCCAUGCGGCGAAACAGCAUGGAUAGUGAUACUGAAGAUGGCAUGAUAGAAGGAGCAGGAAAAAGCACUCACGAAAAUGCUUCUGAGGUGACAUCUAUCAAUGCAGCUGGGCACACCCAUUAUAAAAACUACUUCAAAAGUGUUUCUGAAAACAAAGAGAUUGUUAAACUUUGCUCAGUGUUGAGUACAUCAAUAAAUUCGACAAAAAAGGAAGUCCUGACAGCAUUAGAACGGUUCAAAUGUUAUCAUCACAUCUGGCAGAGUGAUAGAGACAGUGUUAUUGAAAAAUUUGUUGUGGGGAACCCACUAUUAUCUGAAUUUGAAUCACAAAUUCUUCAUUUCCGUGAUCUUGAAUUGGAGAUCAAUUCUGAGCCAGAAUAUAUUUGUGUUGGUACCAUAGCACUGUAUACGGCUGAUUUGAAAUUGGCAUUAACCUCUGAGACGAAAGCUUGGAUGGUUGAUCUGGGUCGCCAUUGUAACAAGAAAUACAGAACAGAGAUGGAAAACAUAUUUAGUUUUAUUGAAGAAAUGAGUAAAAAACUAAAUCGGCCUAUUAAAGACUUGGAUGACAUACGGAUAGCUAUGGCUGCACUGAAAGAAAUAAGAGAACAACAAAUCUCCAUUGAUUUUCAAGUGGGACCAAUUGAGGAAUCAUAUGCGUUGCUGAAUAAAUAUGAGCUUCUUGUUGCAAAAGAGGAAACAGAAAAGGUGGACACAUUGCGUUAUACCUGGGAGAAACUUCUGGUCAGGGGCAAUGAAGUGCAGAAUGAGCUGGUGGCCAUUCAGCCUAAUUUUAGAGGAGAGCUGAUAAAUACUGUUCAAACAUUUAUUCAAGACUGUUCUGAGUACUACUCUGAUUACGACAGGAAUGGACCAAUGGUUGUUGGCCUCGCUCCUCAAGAAGCCAGUGAUAGACUGAUCAUGUUCCAGAACCGCUUUGACAACCUGUAUCGUAAAUACAUCACGUACACUGGGGGAGAAGAACUUUUUGGCUUGCAAGUUACCCAAUAUCCUCAGCUGUUAGAAAUUAGGAAACAGCUAAACUUGCUUCAAAAACUGUACAGCUUGUACAACAGUGUAAUCGACACGGUGAAUGGCUAUUAUGAUAUUCUGUGGUCAGAUGUAAAUAUUGAGAAGGUUAACGGAGAGCUUCUAGACUUCCAAAAUAGGUGCCGGAAACUCCCAAGAGCUUUAAAAGAGUGGCAAGCCUUCCUUGAUUUAAAGAAAACAAUUGAUGAUUUCAGUGAGUGCUGCCCUCUUCUGGAGCUGAUGUCUAACAAAGCAAUGAUGGCACGGCAUUGGAAGCGCAUCACUGAUGUCACAGGCCACAGUUUUGAUGUGGAAAAUGAAAGCUUCAAGCUGAGAAAUAUUAUGGAAGCACCUUUAUUGAAAUGCAAAGAAGAAAUAGAGGAUAUCUGUAUUAGUGCAGUAAAAGAACGAGACAUUGAGCAGAAACUGAAGCAAGUGAUUGUUGAAUGGGAUAAUAAAACGUUUACUUUUGCCAACUUUAAAACACGUGGAGAGCUGCUUUUAAGAGGCGACAGCACUUCUGAAAUCAUAGCGAGCAUGGAGGAUAGCCUAAUGAUGUUAGGCUCCCUUAUGAGUAACAGGUACAACACUCCAUUUAAAGCACAGAUUCAAAAAUGGGUUCACUACCUCUCAAAUACAACAGACAUCAUUGAAAAUUGGAUGAAUGUGCAGAACCUGUGGAUAUACCUAGAAGCUGUAUUUGUGGGAGGUGAUAUUGCAAAACAACUUCCAAAGGAAGCCAAGAGGUUUUCAAAUAUUGACAAGUCUUGGGUUAAAAUUAUGACUCGUGCCCAUGAAAUGCCAAAUGUUGUGCAAUGCUGUGUUGGGGAUGAGACAAUGGGACAACUUCUGCCUCAUCUCUUGGAGCAGCUUGAAAUCUGCCAGAAGUCCCUUACAGGGUACCUGGAGAAAAAACGUUUACUCUUUCCUCGAUUCUUCUUUGUUUCGGAUCCUGCUUUGCUGGAGAUUCUGGGUCAGGCGUCAGAUUCUCAUACUAUUCAGGCUCAUCUUCUCAAUGUGUUUGAUAACAUAAAAUCUGUUAAAUUUCAUGACAAGGUUUAUGAUCGUAUCUUGUCCAUAUCGUCUCGAGAGGGUGAGACUAUUGAACUAGAAAAACAUGUCAUGGCUGAGGGAAACGUGGAAGUGUGGCUCAAUGCACUUCUUAAGGAAUCACAAUCCUCAUUACAUCUUGUGAUCCGACAGGCAGCAAUUGCCAUUCAAGACAGUGGAUUUCAGCUUAUUGAGUUUCUGUCUUCAUUCCCUGCACAGGUUGGUUUACUGGGAAUUCAAAUGAUUUGGACAAGAGAUGCAGAAGAAGCACUCACCAAUGCAAAGUAUGAUAAAAAAAUAAUGCAGAAGACCAACCAGUCCUUUUUGGAACUGCUCAACACACUGAUUGAUAUGACAACCAAGGACUUAAGCUCUAUAGAGCGCAUCAAAUAUGAGACUCUAAUCACCAUUCAUGUACACCAAAGAGAUAUUUUUGAUGACUUGUGUCGUAUGCACAUCAAAAGCCCCACUGAUUUUGAAUGGCUAAAACAGUGCCGAUUUUACUUCAAUGAAGACUCUGACAAAAUGUUGAUUCAUAUUACUGAUGUUACAUUCAUCUACCAAAAUGAGUUUCUGGGCUGCACAGACAGACUUGUCAUCACACCACUGACAGACAGAUGUUACAUUACACUUGCACAGGCCUUAGGAAUGAGUAUGGGAGGUGCACCAGCAGGACCUGCUGGAACAGGCAAGACCGAAACCACCAAGGAUAUGGGCAGAUGCCUUGGCAAAUAUGUAGUCGUGUUCAAUUGCUCUGAUCAGAUGGACUUCAGGGGUUUGGGAAGAAUUUUUAAAGGUCUUGCACAGUCUGGCUCCUGGGGAUGCUUUGAUGAGUUCAACCGUAUAGACCUCCCUGUAUUAUCAGUAGCUGCACAACAAAUUGCGAUAGUACUUACAUGUAAAAAGGAGCGGAAAAGGAAUUUUAUAUUUACAGACGGAGACAAUGUGGAAAUGAACCCUGAAUUUGGCCUGUUUCUUACAAUGAAUCCUGGCUAUGCUGGAAGGCAGGAACUACCAGAGAAUUUGAAGAUCAAUUUCCGAUCUGUGGCUAUGAUGGUACCUGAUCGACAAAUCAUUAUUCGUGUGAAAUUGGCUAGCUGUGGAUUUAUUGACAAUAUUGUCCUUGCCAGGAAGUUCUUCACGCUAUACAAACUGUGUGAGGAACAGCUAUCCAAACAGGUUCAUUAUGACUUUGGUCUGCGAAAUAUUUUGUCAGUUUUAAGAACAUUAGGUGCUGCAAAAAGGUCAAAUCCAACUGACACCGAAUCAACCAUUGUUAUGCGUGUUCUAAGAGACAUGAAUCUUUCAAAACUAAUUGAUGAAGAUGAACCCUUGUUUUUAAGCCUCAUUGAAGAUCUCUUUCCGAGCAUACAGUUAGACAAAGCUGGUUACCUUGAACUUGAAGCAGCUAUUGUUAAACAGGUUGAGGAAUCUGGCUUAAUAUGUCAUCCACCUUGGAAGCUUAAAGUUAUCCAGUUGUACGAAACCCAGAGAGUAAGGCAUGGUAUGAUGACUUUAGGACCAAGUGGAGCAGGUAAAACAACCUGCAUUCACACAUUGAUGAAAGCAAUGACAGAUUGUGGAGAACCACACAGGGAAAUGAGAAUGAAUCCCAAAGCAAUCACUGCUCCUCAAAUGUUUGGUCGCCUUGAUGUAGCAACCAAUGACUGGACAGAUGGUAUAUUUUCCACUCUGUGGAGAAAGACACUCCGGGCCAAAAGAGGGGAACAUAUCUGGAUUGUUCUUGAUGGCCCAGUGGAUGCUAUUUGGAUAGAGAACUUAAAUUCUGUCCUGGAUGAUAAUAAAACACUAACAUUGGCAAAUGGAGAUCGUAUUCCUAUGGCACCCAAUUGCAAAAUUGUCUUUGAGCCGCAUAACAUUGACAAUGCUUCUCCUGCCACAGUUUCAAGGAAUGGUAUGGUCUUCAUGAGUUCUUCAGUUCUCAACUGGAGUCCCAUCCUUGAGGGAUGGCUGAAAAAUCGUUCUUCAUUAGAAGGAGACAUUCUAAGGAAACUGUACAGUGCCUCAUUCUCUGAUUUGUACCGAUUUAGUGUCCAGUCUUUAGAAUAUAAAAUAGAAAUGUUGGAGGCAUUUGUAAUCAUGCAAAGCAUCAAUAUGUUACAAGGACUUAUCCCUCCAAAGGAGCAAGGUGGAGAAAUAAGCCAAGAUCACCUGGAGAGGUUAUAUGUCUUUUCUUUAAUGUGGAGUGUUGGUGCACUGUUGGAACUUGAUGACAGAAAGAAAAUGGAGCAGUGGCUUCGCACUCAUGAAAAUGUGCAUCUGGAUCUUCCUAAGAUCCCACCAGGAAGUGAAGACACAAUGUUUGAUUAUUAUGUGACUUCAGAGGGAAAAUGGAUGCACUGGAAUACACGUGUGGAGGAGUACAUAUACCCCCCGGACAGCACUCCUGAAUAUGGAUCGAUCUUGGUGCCCAAUGUUGACAAUGUUAGAACAGACUUCUUGAUACAGACAGUAGCCAAGCAGGGCAAGGCGGUGCUUUUAAUUGGCGAACAAGGAACAGCCAAAACUGUCAUUGUUAAGGGAUAUAUGUCAAAAUAUAAUCCAGAGAGCCACAUGGCCAAGAGUCUGAAUUUCUCUUCUGCUACUACACCACUGAUGUUUCAGCGAACCAUCGAAAGUUAUGUGGACAAGCGCAUGGGAACCACGUAUGGGCCUCCUGCUGGAAAGAAAAUGACAGUGUUUAUUGAUGACAUAAAUAUGCCUGUGAUUAAUGAAUGGGGGGAUCAGGUUACUAAUGAAAUUGUAAGACAGCUUAUGGAGCAGAAUGGAUUCUACAAUUUGGAAAAACCUGGAGAAUUCACAAACCUUGUAGACAUCCAGUUUAUGGCAGCUAUGAUCCAUCCUGGUGGAGGAAGAAAUGACAUUCCACAAAGGCUAAAAAGGCAGUUUUCUGUUUUUAACUGCACUUUGCCCUCAAACGCUUCCAUAGACAAAAUCUUUGGUGUUAUUGGACUAGGCCAUUACUGCACUCAGAGAGGAUUUUCCGAUGAGAUAAAAAGAGCUGUUACGAAGCUUGUACCUUUGACAAGGAAAUUAUGGCAGAUGACUAAAAUCAAAAUGUUACCCACACCAGCCAAGUUCCAUUACAUAUUUAACCUUCGAGACCUUUCAAGAAUAUGGCAGGGAAUGUUAAACUCUACAUCAGAAGUCAUUAAAGGCACCACAGUAUUGGUAAAGCUCUGGAAACAUGAAUGUAAACGUGUUAUUGCUGAUCGAUUUACAACACCAGAAGAUGUGGACUGGUUUGAUAAAACACUGCAGAAAUUGGUAGAAGAUGAGUUCUGUGAAGGCAAGAAGUCUGCAGACUUUGCAUCUGAUGAUUAUUUUGUUGAUUUCUUAAGAGAUGCACCUGAAGCAACAGGUGAGGAACCUGAAGAUGCUGAUUUUGACAUGCCUAAAAUUUAUGAGCCAAUUGAAUCAUUUACACAAUUAAAGGAACGCUUGAACAUGUUUCUUCAAAUGUUUAAUGAGAGCAUCCGUGGAGCUGGGAUGGACAUGGUAUUCUUCAGAGAUGCCAUGAUCCACUUGAUUAAGAUUUCUCGUAUCAUUCGGACUCCACGUGGAAAUGCCCUUCUUGUUGGUGUUGGUGGUUCAGGAAAACAGAGCUUGACUAAGCUUGCAUCUUACAUUGCAGGAUACAAAACAUUUCAGAUCACUUUAACCAGAUCUUACAACACUUCAAAUCUUAUGGAAGACCUGAAGAUCUUGUACCGUACUGCAGGUCAACAAGGCAAAGGCAUCAGUUUUAUUUUCACUGACAAUGAGAUCAAAGAUGAAUCGUUCUUAGAAUAUAUGAACAAUGUGUUAUCUUCAGGAGAGGUUUCCAACUUGUUUGCACGAGAUGAAAUUGAUGAAAUCACCAGUGACCUUAUUCCUGUUAUGAAGAAAGAGUACCCACGCCGCCCUCCUACAAAUGAAAACCUGUAUGACUUUUUCAUGACAAGAGUCCGUCAGAAUCUUCACGUAGUGCUGUGUUUUUCACCAGUGGGAGAAAAAUUUAGAAACCGGGCACUUAAGUUUCCAGCACUUAUUUCAGGUUGUACAAUGGAUUGGUUUAGCAGAUGGCCAAAGGAUGCCUUGGUAGCAGUGUCUGAACACUUCCUGUCAACAUAUGAGAUUGACUGCACCAUGGAUAUCAAGAAGGAGAUGGUUGAGUGUAUGGGCUCGUUCCAGGAUGGUGUGGCAGAAAAAUGUGUGGAUUACUUCUUGAGAUACCGUCGCGCUACUCACGUGACUCCUAAAUCAUACUUAUCAUUUAUUCAGGGGUACAAAACAAUAUAUAAAGAAAAACAUGCGGAAGUACAGACCCUGGCAAACAGAAUGAACACAGGCUUAGAGAAACUUAAAGAAGCAUCCGAAUCUGUGGCAGCUUUGAGUAAAGAAUUGGAGGUGAAAGAGAAAGAACUCCAGGUUGCAAACAAAAAAGCAGAUAUGGUUUUAAAAGAAGUCACUGUAAAAGCUCAAGCUGCUGAGAAAGUUAAAGCUGAAGUACAGAAAGUGAAGGACAAGGCUCAAUCAAUUGUAGACAGUAUUUCAGUCGACAAAGCUAUAGCAGAAGAAAAGCUGGAAGCUGCCAAGCCUGCCCUUGAUGAAGCAGAAGCAGCAUUAUUGACUAUCAAGCCUUCGGACAUUUCUACCGUACGAACUUUAGGAAGACCACCUCAUCUGAUCAUGCGCAUUAUGGAUUGUGUGCUCUUACUGUUCCAGAGGAAAGUCAACCCUGUCAAAGUGGACCAAGAAAAGGGAUGUACUGUCCCCUCUUGGCAAGAAUCCCUAAAACUCAUGAUUGGGAAUUUCUUGCAGAGUCUUCAGCAAUUUGCGAAAGAUACAAUCAAUGAAGAGGUGGUGGAACUAUUGGCACCAUACUUUGAAAUGCCAGAUUACAACAUUGAGACUGCAAAGCGAGUUUGUGGAAAUGUGGCUGGGCUUUGCUCCUGGACCAAAGCUAUGGCUGCUUUUUAUUCUAUAAAUAAAGAGGUUUUGCCUCUAAAGGCUAAUUUAGCAAUUCAGGAGAGCCGACUUGCUACUGCCAAUUUGGAUUUGCAAAAGGCCCAGGCAGAAUUAGAUGCUAAGCAAGCUGAGCUCGAUGUGGUUCAGGCACAGUAUGAAAAGGCUAUGAUGGAAAAGCAGACUUUGCUAGAAGAUGCUGAACGCUGCAGACAUAAGAUGCAAACAGCUUCAAGCCUGAUUAGUGGCCUUGCUGGAGAAAAAGAGCGAUGGACAGAAGAAAGCAAGGAAUUCGCUGCAAAGACCAAACGACUUGUCGGUGACGUCCUGCUUGCUACAGCUUUCUUGUCAUAUUCUGGUCCAUUUAAUCAAGAGUUCCGGAACUUGCUGUUGACUGAUUGGAGAAAGGAAAUGAAAACCAGGAAAAUUCCAUUUGGACUCAAUUUGAACCUGACUGAGAUGUUAAUAGACACACCCACCAUCAGUGAAUGGAAUCUGCAAGGCCUACCAAACGAUGAUCUCUCAAUUCAGAAUGGAAUAAUUGUAACAAAAGCAGCCCGUUACCCCCUCCUUAUUGAUCCACAGACACAAGGCAAAAUUUGGAUUAAAAACAAAGAAAUUAAAAAUGAACUUCAGAUUACAUCACUAAAUCACAAGUACUUUAGAAAUCAUCUAGAGGACAGUCUUUCUCUUGGAAGGCCAUUACUGAUUGAAGAUGUUGGUGAAGAGCUGGACCCGGCCCUGGAUAAUGUUUUGGAAAAAAACUUCAUCAAAACAGGAUCUACUUACAAAGUGAAAGUUGGUGAUAAAGAAGUAGAUGUGAUGAAUGGUUUUAGGCUAUACGUUACUACUAAGCUUCCUAAUCCAGCAUACACUCCAGAAAUAAGUGCUCGUACCUCUAUAAUUGACUUUACUGUCACCAUGAAAGGCCUAGAGGAUCAGUUACUGGGACGUGUCAUAUUGACAGAGAAGCAGGAAUUAGAGAAGGAAAGAACCGAUCUCAUGGAGGAUGUGACUGCAAACAAAAGAAAGAUGAAAGAGCUGGAGGACAACCUCCUAUUUAGAUUGACCAGCACACAGGGCUCUUUAGUAGAUGACGAGAGUCUCAUCACUGUGCUCAGUAAUACAAAAAAAACCUCAGAAGAAGUCACCCAGAAACUGCAAAUAUCAGCUGAGACUGAAAUACAAAUCAACUCUGCUCGGGAGGAGUACAGACCUGUUGCAACCAGGGGGAGCAUCUUGUAUUUCUUGAUAACAGAAAUGAGUAUGGUAAAUGUGAUGUAUCAAACUUCUCUGCGUCAGUUCUUGGGACUCUUUGAUCUUUCAUUAGCCAGAUCAGUGAAAAGCCCUAUUACAAGCAAAAGGAUUGCAAACAUAAUAGAGCACAUGACUUAUGAAAUCUAUAAAUACUCCGCAAGAGGCCUAUAUGAGGAACAUAAGUUUUUGUUUACAUUGCUGCUUACUCUGAAGAUCGACAUGCAGAGUAACAGAGUGAAGCAUGAAGAGUUUCUCACCCUCAUAAAAGGCGGUGCUUCAUUAGAUCUGAAAGCUUGUCCUCCCAAGCCUUCUAAGUGGAUCUUGGACAUGACAUGGCUCAAUCUUGUAGAAUUAAGUAAAUUGAGGCAGUUUUCUGAUAUUCUUGAUCAGAUUACCCGAAAUGAGAAGCAAUGGAAGCUUUGGUUUGAUAAAGAAUUUCCUGAAGAGGAGCAAGUUCCAAGUGGUUAUGAUCAAGCACUUGACUGCUUCCGACGGUUACUGCUGAUCCGAUCUUGGUGCCCUGACAGAACUAUUGCACAGGCCAGAAAGUACAUUAUGGAUUCCAUGGGAAACAAAUAUGCUGAAGGAGUGAUUUUGGACUUGGAGAAAACAUGGGAAGAAUCUAAUCCACGCACACCCCUUAUUUGCUUCCUUUCCAUGGGAUCAGACCCAACAGAUUCCAUUAUUGCUCUAGGAAAGAGACAGAAAAUUGAGACCCGUUACGUUUCUAUGGGACAGGGUCAGGAGGUUCACGCGAGAAAACUUCUUCAGCAAACCAUGGCUCAUGGAGGAUGGGCCCUGCUCCAAAAUUGCCAUCUAGGUUUGGACUUUUUGGAUGAGUUGAUGGACACCAUUGUAGAGACAGACACCGUACAUGAUUCAUUUCGUCUGUGGAUGACUACUGAGGUUCACAAGAAUUUUCCCAUUACUCUUCUACAAAUGUCAAUCAAAUUUACCAAUGAACCACCUCAAGGACUUAAAGCUGGACUGAAGAGAACAUAUGGUGGUGUAAGUCAAGAUCUUCUUGAUGUUAGCAGUAUGACACAGUGGAAGCCCAUGUUGUACGCAGUGGCAUUUCUGCACUCAACAGUUCAAGAGAGACGGAAGUUUGGACCAUUGGGGUGGAAUAUCCCAUAUGAAUUCAAUCAGGCAGAUUUUAAUGCUACAGUACAGUUCGUUCAGAAUCACCUAGAUGACAUGGAUAUCAAAAAGGGUGUCUCGUGGACCACUGUUCGAUACAUGAUCGGUGAAAUCCAGUAUGGCGGAAGAGUCACUGAUGACUACGACAAAAGGCUACUAAAUACAUUUGCUAAAGUCUGGUUUAGUGAAAGUAUGUUUAGCCCAGACUUCUGUUUUUACAAGGGCUACAACGUACCAAAAUGUACUACUGUAGACCAGUAUCUACAAUACAUACAAGGCUUGCCUGCAUAUGACACGCCGGAGGUGUUCGGGUUGCAUCCCAAUGCAGAUAUCACAUAUCAGAGUAAGCUGGCAAAAGAUGUUUUGGAUACCAUUCUUAGCAUCCAGCCAAAAGACAGCUCCGGGGGUGGUGGUGAGACAAGAGAAGCAGUGGUUGCUCGACUUGCGGAUGAUAUGCUAGAGAAACUCCCAUCAGAUUAUAUACCAUUUGAAGUCAGAGAACGACUCCAAAAAAUGGGACCUUUCCAGCCUAUGAACAUCUUUCUACGACAGGAAAUAGACAGAAUGCAGAGGGUAAUAAGCUUGGUGCGAACUACCCUCACAGACCUAAAACUUGCCAUUGAUGGAACCAUUAUAAUGAGUGAAAAUUUAAGAGAUGCACUAGAUUGCAUGUAUGAUGCCAGAAUACCUGAACGCUGGAAAAAGGCUUCCUGGGCUUCUAGCACAUUAGGAUUUUGGUUUACUGAACUCUUGGAGCGAAACCGUCAAUUUUCUUCUUGGAUCUUUGAAAGUCGACCAAAUUGUUUCUGGAUGACUGGAUUUUUUAAUCCACAGGGUUUUUUAACUGCAAUGAGACAGGAAAUUACCCGAGCUAACAAAGGCUGGGCGUUAGACAGUGUAGUUAUCUGCAAUGAAGUAACUAAAUGGAUGAAGGAUGACAUUUCUAGCCCACCACAAGAAGGUGUCUAUGUCUAUGGUCUGUACCUUGAAGGAGCUGGCUGGGACAGAAGAAAUAUGAAACUCAUAGAAUCAAAGCCAAAGGUGUUGUUUGAGUUGAUGCCUGUGAUAAGGAUUUAUGCUGAAAAUAUGGCUGCAAGAGACCCCCGGCUCUACUCCUGUCCAAUAUAUAAAAAACCAGUGCGCACAGAUCUGAACUACAUUGCUGCGGUUGAUCUGAAAAGUACACAGCACCCUGAGCACUGGAUACUUCGUGGUGUGGCGCUGCUGUGUGAUGUCAAAUAACCAUAUGAUCCCAUUCAUACAGUAAUGUUUGUGGUUUCUCUAAAAAGCAAUAACCGUCCAUUCCCAUUGAAUGUGCAAUAUGUUUGUACAAUCUUUUUUUGUUUAUAUGUCUUCUAUUUAUGAUUUCUUAACAAUAAAUAAAUUGAAACAUAUUUUUUUGGAAAA
Spea bombifrons (plains spadefoot toad) is the source of this 14366-nucleotide messenger RNA. RefSeq names its product dynein axonemal heavy chain 5 (gene DNAH5). Gene Ontology annotation, molecular function: minus-end-directed microtubule motor activity; dynein intermediate chain binding; ATP hydrolysis activity. Gene Ontology annotation, biological process: microtubule-based movement. The transcript is spliced from 79 exons. Bases 204 to 14201 code for a protein of 4665 amino acids. The record is from RefSeq and is a predicted model, not a curated record. Lineage: Eukaryota; Metazoa; Chordata; Amphibia; Anura; Pelobatidae. Gene Ontology annotation, cellular component: dynein complex.